ACUACUAUAAAUAGAAACCAACGCCUUCCCCUGUCUUUCUUUAAACUCUCCUUCCGCCGCCUCAUCUGUAUUGCAGCUCGGCCACCUCUCGACCGUUCGAUCUUUCAACAUUACAAAUUUCAUGGAUCACGAGAACGGAGCUGUGGCGGUGGAGAUGCUAUCCGAUGAUUUCGAUCCCACGGCUGUGGUUGCGGAGCCUUUGCCUCCGGUUGUAACCAGCACCGACGACUGCGAUCUCCUCGGAAAAUUGGCCGAAGACCGCAAAGGUAGCCGGGAGAAACAGAUGGUUCUCGGCCGGAACGUGCACACCACGUGCCUCGCCGUGACGGAGCCCGAAUCCAACGACGAUUUCACCGGCGAUAAGGAGGCGUACAUGGCCAGCGUCCUCGCCCGCUACCGCAAAACCCUCAUCGAGAGGACCAAGCACCAUCUGGGUUAUCCUUACAAUUUGGACUUCGACUAUGGUGCUCUGACGCAGCUUCAGCAUUUCUCCAUCAACAAUUUGGGCGAUCCGUUUAUCGAGAGCAACUACGGUGUCCAUUCAAGGCAGUUCGAGGUCGGUGUUCUCGAUUGGUUUGCUCGGUUGUGGGAGAUUGAGAAGAAUGAGUAUUGGGGAUACAUCACCAAUUGCGGCACGGAAGGCAAUCUUCACGGAGUCUUAGUUGGGAGAGAAGUAUUUCCAGAUGGGAUUCUGUAUGCUUCUCGAGAAUCGCAUUAUUCGAUAUUUAAAGCUGCCCGAAUGUAUAGAAUGGAAUGCGAAAAGAUUGAUUGUCUGAUCUCUGGUGAGAUUGAUUGUGCGGAUUUUAAAACUAAACUUCUUGCUCACCAGGAUAAACCCGCCAUCAUCAACGUUAAUAUUGGAACUACUGUCAAAGGAGCUGUUGACGACCUGGAUCUCGUCAUACAGACCCUUGAAGAAUGUGGAUACAAGCAAGAUCGUUUCUACAUUCACUGCGACGGAGCAUUAUUUGGACUUAUGAUGCCUUUUGUCAAACGUGCACCAAAAGUUUCGUUCAAGAAGCCCAUUGGGAGUGUCAGCGUUUCUGGUCACAAGUUUGUUGGAUGUCCAAUGCCUUGUGGUGUUCAGAUAACAAGGCUGGAGCACAUUAAUGCCCUUUCAAGGAAUGUAGAAUACCUAGCUUCGAGGGAUGCCACAAUCAUGGGAAGCCGGAACGGUCAUGCUCCAAUUUUCUUAUGGUACACGCUCAACAAAAAAGGUUACUCGGGGUUCCAAAAAGAAGUCCAGAAGUGUCUUAGAAAUGCUCACUACCUGAAGGGCCGCCUUCGUGAUGCUGGAAUCAGUGCCAUGCUGAACGAGCUAAGUAGCACAGUGGUGUUUGAGCGGCCUAAGGAUGAAGAGUUUGUUCGUAGGUGGCAGUUGGCUUGCCAAGGAAAUAUUGCGCAUGUUGUGGUGAUGCCAAGUGUCAACAUCGAAAAGUUGGACGAUUUCUUGAAUGAACUAGUUGAAAAACGCUCAACUUGGUACGACGAGAAAGUUCAGGCUCCAUGUAUUGCAGCUGAUGUAGGAACCGAGAAUUGUUCCUGCGGGCAGCACAAAUGAUACAAGUUUUCGCACUGAGCUGUUGUAUUGUUGUUAGUGUUUUGUUCCGAAGGGUUUUCGCCCUUGGCUCGUAGAAUGCUUAAUCUAUUCGUCGGAUUUAUGUUGUUGCCUUAGAACGCUUUUGAAAAUGAAAAUUCUUGUAUCAGGACACUGCUCUUACGGUGUUUAACUGUUACUCGAUGCAUAAUGCAGCGGUCUCACUUCUAUUGGUUUCAAAUCCGCAGGGAUCAAA
Molecule: messenger RNA, 1793 nt
Organism: Malus domestica (apple)
Lineage: Eukaryota; Viridiplantae; Streptophyta; Magnoliopsida; Rosales; Rosaceae
Product: serine decarboxylase
Biological process (GO): carboxylic acid metabolic process
Molecular function (GO): carboxy-lyase activity; pyridoxal phosphate binding
Source: RefSeq, a predicted model, not a curated record